Messenger RNA from Lodderomyces theae, 2016 nucleotides. RefSeq names its product 1-phosphatidylinositol 4-kinase. Gene Ontology annotation, molecular function: 1-phosphatidylinositol 4-kinase activity. Gene Ontology annotation, biological process: Golgi organization; endosome organization; phosphatidylinositol phosphate biosynthetic process. The transcript has a single exon. The record is from RefSeq and is a predicted model, not a curated record. NCBI's taxonomy places the organism in Eukaryota, Fungi, Ascomycota, Pichiomycetes, Serinales, Debaryomycetaceae. Bases 1 to 2016 code for a protein of 671 amino acids. Gene Ontology annotation, cellular component: trans-Golgi network; endosome; fungal-type vacuole membrane.
AUGUCUGAAUCAAAUAAUGGCAGCUUUGCAAAGCACAAGCGUGCCAAUAAUGAAGAGGUAGGAAACACUACAAACAAUGCUGCCCCAAAAACUCCACCACUCGAUGCCAACGAUCAAGAUCCAAUUUCACCCACAUCGCUUUAUCAUAGCAAUGGCCCAAGCACGGAAACUGUGCAAAGGAACUUGUACUCGCGCUCAUACUCAGCUCCAAACACGCCUCAAUUCCACCACCAGUCACAUGCGUAUUCUAGCAAUGCAAUGCAAGACGCAAGACGAAAUAGCCUAAAUGAAAAUUUACUAGACAAUAACAACUUUACAAAAUUCAAAAAGUCUAUAUUGUUACCAGCAGCUAAGUGGGCCUAUUCACCAAUUACAAAGAUCCAAAGAAAGUCAAAGUAUGAAACAAAGGAGCCAGAUGAAUACAGGAUUGAGUACUCGGUUUUCCAAUCUCUUGAAGGAACGACCACUUUAGUUACUCAAGAGGACAUUUCCAAUCAUUUUCAAAGCCUGCGUCGCGACUCGGGGGAACUUGCGCAACUCCCGGAAAACUACAUCACUGAGUUUGAUUUCGAAGCUUUGAUCAAUCAAUUGAAGGAUGUAAUUGAAGAAGAUCAUGUUUAUCCUGAACGUAUUUUGACAGGCUCAUCAGGUAGCUACUUUGUGUUUGGGAACAUCGAGUCAACGCUGUUAUAUGAAAAGGUUGGAGUUUUUAAACCCAAAAGUGAAGAGCCAUAUGGUCCUUUACUGCCUAAAUGGACCAAAUGGCUACACCGCACAUUCUUCCCUUGCUGUUUUGGUCGAAGUUGUCUUAUCCCCAAUCUAGGGUACAUCAGUGAAGCUGCUGCAUGUGUCCUUGAUUGUCAAUUGCAGUCAUACAUUGUGCCGUACACGGCGGUGAUUCGCUUGCGAGCGCCUACUUUUUAUUAUCAAUUUUGGGAUAAGUCAAAUGAUGUCACCAAAUUACUGUACAAGAUAGGUUCAUUUCAAAUGUUUUUGCACGGAUAUGUGAAUGCUGACUCAUUUUUCAAAAUGUAUCCAAUACCAACACUUGAGCAUCUAUUGCCUAAAUCGCUGGAUACCGAAAUAGGCAUCGACAGUGAUGUAGAUAGUUGCAAGUUUCUGUGGAGUCGUGGCUCGAUGAGUCAAUUUCGAGAAGAGUUGGAAAAAAUGGUCAUUUUGGAUUACAUUAUGAGAAACACUGAUAGAGGGAUGGAUAACUGGAUGAUCAAAUUGGAAUGGCAUGAAGUGCGUCGACUAGAGAGUAGCAAAACGAUGCGCCCAUAUUUGAAGAUUGGAGCAAUAGAUUCAGGUUUGGCUUUUCCAUGGAAACAUCCUAAUGAAUGGAGAUCAUUCCCAUUUGGAUGGCUAUUUCUCCCUUUAUCUUUAAUUGGACAGCCGUUCAGUAAGAGGACAAGACAACAUUAUCUACCAUUGCUUACUUCUAAAUUAUGGUGGGAAACAACCGUGGUCAAGCUAAAGAAUGUGUUUAUGAAGGAUGCUGAUUUUAAGGACCGUUUAUGGAACAAACAAUUGGCUGUUUUGAAAGGGCAAGCAUUCAAUGUAGUGGAAACUUUAAAGUUAAACUUUGCUGGGCCCUUGGAGUUGACACGAUGUCAAAAUUUGUUGGUGUUUGAUGAUUUAAUGUAUAUGCCCAGGCAUGAGCUGGGAGAACGGAGGCGGAGCUUGCCAUUGAUGCUCUCAUCUUGCUAUGAGUCUGAUGUCAGAAAUGGACACCGAUAUUUGUCCCAGUUGAGUGAAGUGCUGUCGGAAGACGUAAAUAAUGGUGAGGAUGAGUAUACGCCAUUGCUUGCUCCAUUGAACACGAAUGGAAGUGGAAACAAUCUGCAAAUACUAUCUUUCCCGCUGCAAACGGACGAGAGCACACCUCCACCAUAUGAAUCAGGAUACUCGCGGAUUAAUCGAACUGUUGAGACAUCUCCUGCAAAAGGCGCAAAGGUUGUUAUCGAACGAUUGGUUAGAGAGGACUCAAGGCCUCCCGUCUUUACGUGGUGUUGA